Molecule: messenger RNA, 655 nt
Organism: Diospyros lotus (date-plum)
Lineage: Eukaryota; Viridiplantae; Streptophyta; Magnoliopsida; Ericales; Ebenaceae
Exons: 2
Coding region: 77-463 (128 amino acids)
Source: RefSeq, a predicted model, not a curated record
AAAUGGAAAUCCAAGCGAAGAGAGCAAUCGCAUGACGACCUGAUUUUUUUUAUUAUUUUUAUUUUUCCCACUGCCAAUGGCCUUAUUAUUCUCUCUCUCUGGGGUAAGCCCGUGCCUGCGGCAACACCAACUCCUGGCGUUGCCAAGCCCACGCGCCACCCAUUCAACGCCGCCGCCACUCUUCCACAAUCGCCGCUUCUUCCCGUCGUUCGCCUCCAAUCCCAGCGCAUGUCUCGGUCGCUCCCCGGCGGCUAGUCCCGGCCGCCCCCCGCCUCCUCCGCCUGAAUCUGAUCCACCUACCGGAAACCAUCCCUCCCCCUCCGCAGGAAGUUCUGCGACUUUUCAAGAUACCGUAAGGAUAUUCUUUGCCGUUCUUUUCUGGAUGUCUCUGUUCUUCUGGUCGUCAAUAUGGGACGGAAGAAACAAUGGUAGGCGGGGCAAAGGAUCGCGAUUUAGAAGAUAGCAGCUCAUCAACUGAAGCAACUAGCCCUUGUAUAGAAUUAGGACAACAGUCUUAGAACAUGUACAUGUUACAUGCAGAUUCAGAUAAAUGUCAUAUGUCCCAGUGUUGGCAUGCCUUGGUUAACUUUUCAUGGUAUUAGUUAUAUUCAGCUUAAUGAUGAUAUAUACAAAAACUAUAUUUCCAUUCACAAAA